Molecule: messenger RNA, 738 nt
Organism: Candidozyma auris
Lineage: Eukaryota; Fungi; Ascomycota; Pichiomycetes; Serinales; Metschnikowiaceae
Exons: 2
Coding region: 1-738 (245 amino acids)
Molecular function (GO): phosphatase activity
Source: RefSeq, a predicted model, not a curated record
AUGACGAUUGGCACUAGGACAAUAAAGGCGUGUCUUUUCGACAUGGAUGGUACACUCAUCAACACCGAGGAUAUCUACACCGAGGCUGCUACUGAGACACUUGCACUCUUCGGAAAGGGACCGUUGACCUGGGACAUCAAGAUUGAUUUGCAAGGCAGACCCGGCCCAGAAGCAGCACAAAAGGUUGUUGAUUUUUUUGAGUUGCCUGUAACGAGGGAAGAGUUCAUGAAGAAGCUGUAUGAGGUUCAAGACACGAAGUGGCAUCGCUCUGAGUUUUUGCCUGGCGCGUUAGACUUGUUGAAAUACUUGAAAGAACACGAUAUUCCCAUGGGCUUGGCCACUAGUUCAAAUACAGCAAAUUAUUUGAAGAAGACUGCUCAUCUCAGUGAAGGUUUUGCGCUUUUUGAUGGACACAUUGUCACUGGCGACGAUGAGAGGAUCCCACCAGGGCGUGGAAAACCUCAGCCGGACAUUUGGUAUGUUUGCUUGAAGAGUAUUAAUGAUGGAAGAGAGAAAGAGGGUCUCGAACCUAUUAAGAUCGAGGAGUGCUUGAUCUUUGAGGAUGGUAUUCCGGGUGUGAUCUCUGGGCAAAACGCCAGGGGACAUGUCAUCUGGAUUCCUCAUCCCAAGGCAUUAGAGGAACUUAAAGGUAAAGAGAAGGAUAUAAUUGCUAACGGCGGCGAGAUCAUCGAGAGCCUUGAGGAAUUCGACAAGGAAAAAUUCGGUCUCGAUAGGUGA